Messenger RNA from Eurytemora carolleeae, 2103 nucleotides. RefSeq names its product nuclear receptor subfamily 2 group F member 1-B. Gene Ontology annotation, biological process: anatomical structure development; regulation of transcription by RNA polymerase II; cell differentiation. The coding region runs from base 301 to 1596 and encodes 431 amino acids. Lineage: Eukaryota; Metazoa; Arthropoda; Copepoda; Calanoida; Temoridae. The transcript has 4 exons. The record is from RefSeq and is a predicted model, not a curated record. Gene Ontology annotation, molecular function: zinc ion binding; nuclear receptor activity; RNA polymerase II cis-regulatory region sequence-specific DNA binding.
UCCACUAGUGGCGCUUGGCUGGCCUUACGGUAUCGGCACACUUACAGAUUACAUCUCAUUUUCUAGAGGUGAGGCAGUCUGGUCAAAGGUUCUGACAUUGCUUGCUUAGGAAGCUGUAGAGUGAGUGAAGGCCGGUAAGGUCAGGUAUACACAUGCUUGAAUAAGAUGUAAGGUUACGACACCUGAAACCUACCCGCGCACCACCUAUAUUUACAAACAGUCAACAUUCUCGACCCCACGGGUCAACAGAAGCCGACCUUUCCCUACCUUCCUCUCCCCUUUCCCCCUGUACACCGGCAAAUGCCAGGGAUGGCCCUGGUUGCCCCACCCACCUCGGUCUGGAGGGAUCCGAACCUUCUCGCCUCCUCCUCCAACAUCCUCCCGUCGAUGUCCAUGGCCAUGUCCAUGUCCAAUCAGUCCUUGGGUGGGUUGUCCCCCACUGCACCCCUGGAUGGGUCUCCCUCCCCCCUUGGCAACAACAACAACAACAACAACACUACACCUAUCCCUUGUAGUGAUGCGUCUCAGCAGAGCUCCGACUCUGAAACUAUUGCAGCUAAGGAUGAGAACGGUCAGGAGAUAUCAUGUGUUGUCUGCGGAGAUAAAUCCAGUGGAAAACAUUAUGGACAGUUCACAUGUGAAGGGUGUAAGAGCUUCUUCAAGAGAUCUGUGAGACGGAACCUGACCUAUCAGUGCAGAGGAAACAAGAACUGUCCAGUAGAUCAACAUCAUAGGAACCAGUGUCAGCACUGUAGGCUCAAGAAAUGCUUCAAAAUGGGAAUGAAACGUGAGGCUGUUCAGCGUGGACGGGUUCCUCCAACACAGGGAAUGCUUGGGUUCGGGUUCGGACCAGAUCCGUUCGGCGGAGCAACCUAUCUUUCAUCCUAUAUAUCCCUACUACUCCGAGCUGAACCCUAUGCAACUAGAUAUGGACAAAUCCAGAUGGCGUCUAAUAAUAUGAUCGGGAUUGAUAAUAUCUGUGAGUUCGCAGCUCGUAUCCUUUUCUCCGCUGUAGAAUGGUCUCGGAAUAUCCCUGGGUUCCCGGAGCUCCAGGUUACAGAUCAGGUUGCACUACUCAGAUUAGUCUGGUCAGAACUAUUUGUACUCAAUGCUGCUCAGUGUAACAUGCCGCUACAUAUUGCUCCGCUCCUGGCUGCUGCAGGAUUACAUGCUGCUCCUAUGGCAGCUGACCGGGUUGUAGCUUUUAUGGAUCACAUUAGAAUAUUUCAAGAACAGGUUGAGAAGCUAAAAUCUCUUCAUGUUGAUGCUGCUGAAUAUUCUUGUAUGAAGGCGAUAGUUCUCUUUACUACAGAUGCUAUUGGUCUAUCGGAUGCAUCAAUAGUGGAACAGUUACAGGAAAAAUCUCAGUGUGCUCUGGAGGAGUACUGUAGAACCCAGUAUCCUAAUCAACCCACCAGGUUCGGAAAACUUCUCCUACGUCUCCCCUCCUUGAGAACUGUAUCCGCCUCUGUGAUAGAACAACUAUUCUUUGUGAGAUUAGUUGGGAAAACUCCGAUAGAAACCUUGAUCAGGGAUAUGCUCCUCUCAGGGAACACCUUCCAGUGGCCCAGCAUGACGACUGGAUACUCAAUGUGACACAACGCCCUGCUCCGGCAGGUCUCAGGGAUGCUUCCAUGAUAUUCGGCCCCAUCGCCGUUUCUUCUUCCCCCUCUCGGUAAAACCUCUCCAGUUCUUAUAGGGAAAUCCUCCCCACCCCUCUCACAAUCCCCCUCACCUACAUCCUGAGGAUCAUCCCUGGCAUUGAGUCACGUGGUUCAUCUUGUCAUAAAAUCCUAGUUCGGAGAGAACAAGAAACCUGGUGUGCAAAGAGAAGAAAUCACACGAGGAUUCAAAGUUCCAAACCUGCAACUCAUGCUGGAUACAUUACUAGGAUCAUCUUUCAAGAGGAUACAAACCCGUGGCGCUGAUUCUGCCUUGUUGAACUGAAUAUAUUGAGAAUGACUGGUGAGAAAGGGAACACCCAGACCACGGCGAGGCCACGUUGAUAUUUCUGAAACUAAAUGUCGUCUUCCUUGCGAUAACACGAGUUGCACUCGAACGAUACCAAAGAUUUGUUCAAGUCAAAUACAAAGUGUUUGAAGA